Microcebus murinus (gray mouse lemur) is the source of this 6773-nucleotide messenger RNA. RefSeq names its product required for meiotic nuclear division 5 homolog A (gene RMND5A). Gene Ontology annotation, molecular function: protein binding; ubiquitin protein ligase activity. The record is from RefSeq and is a predicted model, not a curated record. Gene Ontology annotation, biological process: proteasome-mediated ubiquitin-dependent protein catabolic process. NCBI's taxonomy places the organism in Eukaryota, Metazoa, Chordata, Mammalia, Primates, Cheirogaleidae. Gene Ontology annotation, cellular component: GID complex; cytoplasm; nucleus.
CCCACCUUUAAUUCCCGUUAGCGCCCCCCGCCCGCAGCACCACCGCCCUUGGGCAGCCUGGCUUGGUUCUUUCAUCUGAGGAGGCGGAUCCGUUUACAAAAGCUUUCCAGAAACGACUUGUUUCUCCGUACGAUUUCCAAGUCACCCCCUCCAACAGUGAUGCCCAUUGGUUUAGCCCCUCAACCUGGAUUGGCUGAAGGUUUACGCCUCGGCUAGGGAUUGGAGGACGUUGGUUCUUUACGUACUCCCCGCGCCCAUUGGUUCGUUUUCCCCGCUUCUGGGCGGAGUGGCUAGGGAUGGUUUCCACCCUCUUGUUUACGGAGCGCGUAGUUGUAGCGCUCUCCGAGCGUUGGGGCUGUCUGCAAAGUUCCCUAUUUAGCUCUUAGGGCCAAUUGGGUCCUCGCUCCACCCUAGCCCUUUUCGCUUGCCCGCCUUCCGCGUGGUACGGCCCACACCUUUAGAGCCGCGGCGCGUGCCUGCGACCCUCGCGUUCCUCCACCCGCGCUCUCCGGGCUGCUCCCCCUCGAGGGUGUGCUUGGUACGGCCCGCGCCGCCUCCUUCCCUCGCUGGGUUGGCUGUUUCCCCUCCCCCCCGCCGGCGGCGCUUGGUGCCGCCCGGGAGAACCAGGUCAUCGGUCGGUUCCCGUGAAAACAAAAACAAUCGGCGGCGCCGCCGCGGACACCCGAACGCCGCGAGCGGGGGCCGGGGACGUGGGGCCGGGUGGGGCGAGUGAGAGGGAGCGGCGGCGACGCGCCGGGGGGCCGGGGCGCCAUGGGGCAGGCGGGCACUGGCUGCGCCGGGCUCCCCCGGCGCCGUGGCUAGCUCGCCCGCCGCCUCAGCCGCCCGCGCCGCCCGCCUGGGGGACGAGGAGCAGGACGCGGCCUCGGCGGGGCCCGGGCCGAACGGCUGCGGACACCCGGGCGCCGGGGAGCCGAGCGCCGCCGCCUCCGGCAUGGAUCAGUGCGUGACGGUGGAGCGAGAGCUGGAGAAGGUGCUGCACAAGUUCUCGGGCUACGGGCAGCUGUGCGAGCGCGGCCUGGAGGAGCUCAUCGACUACACGGGCGGCCUGAAGCACGAGAUCCUGCAGAGCCACGGCCAAGAUGCUGAAUUAUCAGGGACACUUUCACUUGUUUUGACACAGUGCUGUAAAAGAAUAAAGGAUACCGUUCAAAAAUUGGCCUCAGACCACAAAGACAUCCACAGCAGUGUUUCUCGCGUUGGAAAAGCCAUUGAUAAGAAUUUUGAUUCUGACAUCAGCAGUGUGGGAAUAGAUGGCUGCUGGCAAGCAGACAGCCAAAGGCUUCUAAAUGAGGUGAUGGUGGAACACUUCUUCCGACAAGGAAUGCUGGAUGUAGCUGAGGAGCUCUGCCAGGAAUCUGGUCUUUCUGUAGACCCAAGUCAGAAAGAACCAUUUGUGGAGUUAAAUCGAAUACUAGAAGCAUUAAAAGUCAGAGUUCUAAGACCUGCUCUGGAGUGGGCAGUAUCAAACCGAGAAAUGCUUAUAGCCCAAAACAGCUCCUUGGAAUUUAAGCUACACAGACUGUAUUUCAUUAGCUUGUUAAUGGGAGGAACUACAAAUCAGCGAGAGGCAUUACAGUAUGCUAAAAAUUUUCAGCCAUUUGCCCUAAAUCAUCAAAAAGAUAUUCAGGUUUUGAUGGGAAGCCUCGUGUAUCUGAGACAAGGGAUUGAGAACUCACCGUAUGUUCACCUGCUUGAUGCAAACCAGUGGGCUGAUAUCUGUGACAUCUUUACACGGGAUGCUUGUGCCCUCCUGGGGCUCUCUGUGGAGUCCCCUCUCAGUGUCAGUUUCUCAGCAGGUUGUGUGGCGUUGCCAGCUUUAAUUAACAUCAAAGCGGUGAUUGAACAGAGGCAGUGCACUGGAGUUUGGAACCAGAAAGAUGAAUUACCUAUUGAAGUGGACCUUGGUAAAAAGUGUUGGUAUCACUCUAUAUUUGCCUGUCCCAUUCUUCGUCAGCAAACAACAGAUAACAAUCCACCCAUGAAAUUGGUCUGUGGUCAUAUUAUAUCAAGAGAUGCCCUGAAUAAAAUGUUUAAUGGUAGCAAAUUAAAAUGUCCAUAUUGUCCAAUGGAACAAAGUCCAGGAGAUGCCAAACAGAUAUUUUUCUGAAGAAGUAACUUUAGUUUGCAAUUUGUAAGUGAAACUGAAUUAUGGGCACAUUUCAGAAGAGAACGUUCCAUUUAAUGCAGCUAACCAAGGACUCCCGUGUUUAUAUAAGCUAAUGCUCCAGAAACUUUGCCAACAUAUUAGUGUACACACACUGAGGGGAGUGCUCCAGAUGAAUAUUAUCAUAGGGCUUUAUUAUAUUCUUGGUCUUCAUUUCUGAUCAAGUAAAUACACCAGCAGUUGUCAUUCAAUGCAGGUUUUUGUACUUAAUUAUAUGGUGAUUUUUUUACUUUUUAAGAGCAGAAACAGAAAUUGACCUCCUCGCCAUGUGUUUAAUAUUUCUCCUGCUUUUACUUUUGUCAUUUUCUUGAUAACUGUAAGCCUUGAGAGUGUUUGUGAAAAAGUUUUAUUUCCUGUUAUGUAUACAUAAUUAAAUGAAAAUUCUUCAGAAAAAGUUUGAUAAAUUGAAUUGUGGUUGUAAAACUAAUUUACUUUUUUUUUUGCUUAAGGAAGAAAGCUGUGAUAGAUUCCAAAUUUGCUUUUUGAUGUUUCCCUCUGCUCCUCCUCCAAGAAGUCAGCACACCUGCAUUUGAGCUCUGCUUGUAGCCCCAGCAGGCUGCCUGUUUAAAAUUUCAUCAUUUAGCAGGCUGGUGUGAGAAGUCUUCCAUUAGAAUAGAGUGGAAAGGAGUACUAUUGUUUUUUUGCUUUUAUUGCCAAGAGGUGCUUGUUUUAAAAAGUUUGUUCAAUAAAAUGAAAUUCUGAAGUUAGAAGUGUUCUUAAGUUGAUAUUUGCUCUCUUGGUCUUGGUAGCCCUAUUCUCUGAAAUCUGCCUUCAGGACUUGGCUAUCUAUUGCAUUUGUAUAUCAUUGCAGACACAGUGUUGUGCGUGUGUGUAUAUAUGUGCACCAGCAUCGAACAUUGUGUAUCUAGAAGGGAAGAAGCAUGUUUCAGUCCUAAAAUACAGUUACCAGACCCAUCAUUUUAAAUCCUUAAAGUUAGAAGCUAGUAUAUUUUCUAUAGUGCAGAAUAUGUUUAUUGCUGUUUUGUGUUUGAAUAGUAUACUGUUCAAUGCCUCUCUUCUGCAACGUGUAUCAUCUCAUUGACUGUGAAUCUGUAUAUUAUUCUAAUGGAUACAGAUAAUAAUCUUUUCUCUUAUGAGGUAGCUUCAUUUAAUGCACUGUCCAGAAAUAGCCAUGUGUAAGGGUCUUUCUCUGUAUGAUGAACUACAUGGAAAAGACUUCUAUGGACAUAAUUCUGACUUAAACUCAUGAAGUUACUUCAUUAUGAGAAGAAUGUUAUUUGGAAAUCACCAAAUAUUUUACAACUUUAUUUCAUCUGACAUGGAACUGAACAUCAAUAUAGGAAUACUUUCAUGAGAAAAUGAAAAAAGAAGAAAACAGAAGCAAAGAGAAAUGUGGCACUUCACAUUUUCUUAUGGACUUAGUUUGAGGGAGGAGGGACAGAUUUGGUGCUAAUUGGAAGUUGGCAACAUUUGCAGUAGUACAUCAACCUGGAUGGUUUAUUCUGAGAUGUUUACUUGGGAAAGCUAGAAUUUGUUUAUGAAGGAAAAGGGUACUGCAGAAAAGCCCUGCUUAAUUACCAUGUGGUCAGGCUUGUGUAGAUGGCUACUAUGUGCUCUGUGGGGUUAGCCAGGAAUUGUGAUUGGCCUGGCUCAGUGCUUGCCUUGUCCAACCUCAUCUGGCCCCACAGCGAAUUUCACCCCAUGAUUCUGCUUCACUGUUGGAAUCCUCUGUAAAGUUCCCCCUCUCUCCACUAGAGCCGUGAAGGAAGAGAGCGGAGCAGAGACAGGCUCCUUGGACUGCAAAAGAGAAGGUAGAAAAUCCAGGCAACACUCUGGUCAAGAGUGUAAACUGGUUUAUUAUAUAUGUAUUUUUUCCUUUCAAUUAAAACCUAGAGUGUCAUUUUAAUUUUUUUAAAACCUUUUUCUCCCUAGGCCAAGUUUAGCUUUAUUCAGAACUUAUUCUCACCUUUCCACCCCAAACACCUAUACAGCAUUUAGACUUCACCAAGAAUUGAAUGAUAAAGAUAUGCUCUAGAGGUUGGUGAUAAAUAUUUUUGGUAGCCAGACACUUCACACAGUUGGCUCAGGCCACUUUUAAGGACAAAGGACAGAGCUUGUUUCGUCCCUUUCCCAGUGUUGGGAGUCCUACUGAUAGUUUUCUGUGCAGCUCAUGAAAACUUUACAAAGAUCAUGCUUUAACUGAAGCAUUUGACUUUACAGCUUUCUUUGUAAGAUCCUUGUACUCCUACUGGGCAGGGUGAGGGUCAAAAAUUUGAAACUCUAUUGGUCUGACAGUUUAACAUGAAAAUUUAUGUCUUGUGACCUUCUUUAAGUGCAUGGACUUAAAAUUCAUUGGAGACUAAAUGUGAAGGGGAGAGGUGGAUUUGAAGAGGCCAGAUCUUAACCAAAGAUGCUAAAGUACAGCAUUCUGUCCUUCCUACUCUAGAAACACCUUCACCAAUGGUGUUUUGACCAUAUCAUCGCUCAUGCUAUCUGCAUUUCAGCAGUGCAGGAGGAUGCUAUUUGUCUUUCUCUGCCUCCACUUGCAAAAGGUUAUGGAUGGUAGAGGCAAGGUUUUUUUAUAGUCAGACUAAUUAUAAUAAUGUACAUUGAAAACAAUUCAGAAUGGUUUCUUAAAUUUCUUUGGGAACCAUUUCCAUUUAUCAGUUGUGGACGGAGGCCAUGGAACUAUGCUAAACCAAUAAAACCUUAUUAUCAAAUCUUUAGCCAGAGCAUCUGUGUUUUCAGGUACAGUCUUUACAAUGGCUAAGGUUGUCUUUUGAUCUUUUUUCUCCCUGUGUAAUCAUUGCAGAUGCCAUUUCUGUUGUUUUAUUGGUGAUUAUAUGAGACUUCUAAUACGUAAAUGAACGGGUAUUGGUGCCUCUUUGUUUUAAAAAUUUUGAAGAAAAGAGCCACCUCAUAUUCAUAGGGUGUGUAUUUUGUGAGUGUGUAGCAUUUAAUUGAAAUUAAGAAAGUUAUGAAAUAAAUCUUUUGUUUUAACUUUUCUGUAGCAGCUAAUGUAUACAGAGACACUAAAACCCACACCACAUUUUGUGGGGAAUGAGGAUCCUUUUUUAUCUCUCCAGGUGGUCCCACAGGUUAUACAGUUUAAAUUCAGUAUUCUUUAUGCUGUGAGUUAUUUCAGCCUCAUUGGUUUCAGCCUUUGGGACAGUGGAUAUUGUAAAAACCAAGAGCUCUUGGUUAUCGCACAAGACAAGCUGCUGGUAGACUACAUUAGCCCUCUGGUUUUCCAGCUCAACCUCUGAUCAAGUGGACUGACAGCCAUGUUGGCCAGUCUGUUUAGUCAGCUGACUCAGGUUAUUUUCAGGGAAGGCAUGGAGGCAUAAUGGUUUGUUUAGUUUCAUCACUAAGAUGUGUAAGGUGACAACACAAACCAAAUACCUUUCAUUACUUAACUCUACAUACAUUAUCUUUGGUAACACUAGAAUGCUAUGGUCUUGAGGAAACGUUAGUAAGGAACACACAGAGAAGGUUGGUGUUUUGUAAGCCUGUCCAACUAUGGCAGGUUUUUUAUGGUACAAUAGUGUUUACUGUAAGCAGAUACACACUUCAUGAACUGUUCUUAAUGAACUACAAUUGAAUAAAUACCAAAAAUAGAAUGACAAAUGCAUUUUAAUAACAGAUGAGACAAUUAGUUUUAGGGUGAAUUUUCCGCUGUUUGAUUUUACUUCAAGACGUAGUGAGAGAAACAAAAGUUUUUUUUUCAAGACAUUUCCGCUACAGUUUUAAACUGUACGGGGCAUAUGCUUCAUUUACUUCCAAAGAGGCAAAAGCAGCUGGAAUUGGCUUACAGCACAUGCUUUGUUUCAUGUUAGGGGUGAGGACCUACACUCUUAUUUAGCAGUCACUUAACCUUCUUCAGUAAGGCAGAUGUGGGGUUCACUAGGAUUUAGUGCCUGAUAUUUUCUUUUGGGAAGGGGUGGGAGUGAAUGUAUUUGGGCUGGGAGGGAAGCAGAAGAAAAUGGGAGCGUGAGUGAGUGUGCAUGUGUCUGAAAUUCACUAUUUGCCCCACCUGUACCUAACAAGGAGCAGGUGAUAGAUGUAUUUUGCUCAUGACUGCAGUGUGCAUGUAUUUUUUUUCCUCCUUUGUGUUUUCUAAACUUACACUAAAAGGAUUCAUCAAAUCAUCUUGUUCAGAUGUCUCAGGAUUGUAUUUCUUUUGCUUACCCUGUACUCUUGGGUUCUAUAGUAUUUCUAUAAUUAUGUAACAAGAAUAGUGUUGCACUGUAAUCUAUCAUAUAGAGCUAUAUGUAUGGAAAAUUUUGAUCAGUUUUUUAAGAAAUGUAUCCUGUUUGCAAAGGCACAAUAAAGUUGCAUCUUAUAGACUAUAGGCAAUAAAGCUAACAAUAAACCUUAUUUAACACAAACCCUAUUCAUAUUCUCUGUUCAUUUGACUUUUGAAAAAAUCUAGCAUAUUCAGUAGUUUCAGGGAUUUCAUUUUAACUUUUAAAAUUCUGAUAUAUUUAAUUUAUAUAUAUUUCAGGCUGAAAUAGUAGAGUUUUGGAAAACUAUAAGAAAUGCUUUGUUAAUAUGUGUACUCCUAUGUAAAAACACAUGGCUUCUCCUGUGUAUAUUUUUAAAGAUUAAAGAAAUGCACAUUGUAAAA